AAAAAACCCAUACAAGAAACAUUUUUGUCAAUGGAUAGUGUGUGUUGUUGAUUCUUUUGCCUGAGUCUAGUUUCGGUUUGAUGUUGUGCAAAAAUGUGGGUUUCCUUUAUACGAUUGACUCUAGACGAUUGUAGUUUUUCAGCGACCAAUCAUGACCGAAAGAAGUGAAGAUGGCAACUACUUGGUGCGCGUGCGCGCUCAAGUAAUGUCGCGCGACGACUCGUCAGGCGGCUGGGUACCGCUGGGCGGCGGCGGGUUGAGCGACGUGUCGGUGCGCAGGCGCCCUCGCGCCCAAGGCGCCGGCCCGCCCGACAAACCGAAACACGACUAUCUUAUCUACGGCAAACGGAUCAGCGACAAUUCGGUGGUGCUGAGUUGUACUAUAAAAAAAGACUUCGAAUACAACAAAGUGAUGCCGACGUUUCACCAUUGGCGGACCGGUUCGAAGCGGUUCGGAUUGACGUUUCAGGCGGCGGCGGAUGCGCGCGCUUUUGAUAAAGGCGUCCGGACGGCUGUCGAGGAUUUAUUGGACGGCUUCACCAAUACUUCGCCUUCAAUGCCCUUACCAAAAUGUCCAUCUCUUGAAGCUGAUGACGAUGUAUUCAUGACCUUAGACUUGCCUCGAGACCCCAAAGAUUCGAGAAGCAGUACCGAUUCGAAUAGUAGCGGCAAAAGCGGUACCGUCGACCCAUUAAAAGUAAGCCGGAUAACUUAUAUUGGCCGCGAUAAACCUUUGGAACCACCUAGACAACCUGUGUUCGAGCCUCCAAAAGGGGCACCAGAGUACGUCCAACUUCAAGCGCGGCACGAAUACUUUUACGUGGAGAACCCGCUGAGCCAGCAACCGCCCUUGCCGCCCACUUGGGAGUCACCGACGGCGCUGAAAAAAGCUUCGCCUCCGCCGCCACCUCAGCCGCUUUCUGAAGUAUUCAAGCCCGUUAUCAAGAGGCCUCAGCAUUAUGUUUGUCGACAUUGUAAUGAGCCUUUUACGCGCGACCAAAACAAACGCGGUUCCUGUAAAUACGCCCCUGAUACUGUCAGAUCGAUAGUUCAUUGGUUGUCUUGCUUACCGCUGGUCAAUUGUUCCAUGUACCAUUGCGCUGCCGAUUCAGAGGGGGACUUUCAACGGAACCCUUGCAGGUGUCAAGGUGAAGACGAGCCGUCAGAAGUGUGCGCACGUCGGUGGGCGGGUCUCACCCUACUCUCAUUGGUAGUACCGUGCAUCUGGCUGUACCCGCCCCUGAAACUGUGCCACAGCUGCGGCGUGCGGUGCGGCACGUGGGGCGGCAAACACAAAGCGACGACGGAAGGAGCAUGACCUUGGGAGAGCGAACUCAGCACCGAAUUCAGUUUUGUUUAGUUCGAUUAGACCAAAGCGUUUUUUUUUUUACAUAUAAAUGUUUACUGCCAUUUUAUUUUUAUUUUUUGUUGAAGUGGAGGGUUGUAGCUUAUAAGCGGAUUCCAUUAUAGUUUAAGAGUUGUCUUUUGUUAGCCCUUAAGGCCUAUUUUGGUGACUGAGUGUAGGGAUAUAAAAUUUAUUGGGUUAACAAGGGGGCAAAUUUUUUAGUAUUUAUUUGGUCAAUUGCAAAAUCACAGAUGGCAAUUGGGUAUCCUUUUUUUUCUCAAUUUGUUGUUAUUCUUUUUCCAUAAUGUGAAAAUCUAAAAACUGAAAUAGUCAUGAUUUAGCCUCAUAUCGUGCCUAGUUCAGCCUACUAGGAUUGACCAAAAAGAAUCUCCAUUAAGCAAAAAUUUGUUCAUAUUUCUUUGUUAUCGGCGGAAACUCUCUUAUGAAAAAUUAAUAGAUAAUGUGGUUAUCUAUCUAAAAAAGCUAUUAUUUAUUUUAUAAAAACUUAAUUUUAUGUUUUUUAAAACGACUGUGAUUUUAAUAUUAAGAAUUUCUAUACGGUAGUUUUUUAGUCAUUUUGUUUGGGUUUAUAUUGUUGCCGACUGAUCAGGUUUUCUUUUUCUUUCUCACGUCCAUAAAGCGCACUAAACUAUGAUUUAUCGCACACUUUUGUUAUAUAAAAAAAAAAUCAAUAAUGUAUAGCAAGUGUCCAAAUCAUGAUAAAGAGGACACCAAGAUUAGUGCUCAAGGCAUAAAUAAAUUAUAGUGUUAUAAGGUUGUGAACACUAAAAUAAAAAUCGUUAAAAACAAAAUUAAACAGACUCUUCUAAGACUGUAUUAUGUAAAAACUUAUUUAUGUAUUUAUUUUAAUUUUUCUUGACGAUUAUUUGUAUUGCAUACAAAGUUUUUCUGUAAAAUUUUACACAUUCCAACAACUGUUCUGCAAAAUCAUUAUAAUAAUUUCUCUGCUUCUUUAAUUUCAAUUUGUAGAAGACAGAAUUAUAAUUAUACAGAAAAAUCCUGUACAAACAUUAUUAUUGAUAAAAUUGCCAAUCAAUUUUGGAAAACUCCUUGUAAAGGGGCCUAACAGCCUAAAAAUACUAUACUAGGUACUGCCAAAUCACAAAAAUAUGUAAAUAAUUUUCCGGUUUUUUUAUUGGCGCAUAGUACUGACAAUAUUUUUGAUUCUUGAAUUUUAUAUCACAAGGAAAGAUAAGUAAAAAAACCAAACAUUUACCUAUUUUUCAUCUUGUGACAUUCAAUGUGAGAUUUGAUGGCUUAACUGUAAGGUCAACUUUGACCAAAUGGAACAAAUUUUGUUGAAUAGUGGUUUUAGUUCGAAUCUCAAAAUCUCUUUGGUGCAUAAAACUUAUGAAUUAAGAUCUUAACUCGUCUGAUUAUUUUCUUGCUUCUGGACUAAAAAACAAAUUCCCUAUAAAACCACUAUUCAACAGUUAAAAUCAAUAUGUUUAUAUUAUAAUAUAAAAACUGUACUGAGUUUGUAUAUAAUUUUUAGAAUAAUCAAAUCCACUCCUACAUCAAAUUGUAGCAUAUAUUUUACAUAUAAUUAAUUAAAUAAUUUCUGAUUAAUGAGUAAUUUGAAACCAGGCACACACAUCUAUUUUAAUAUAUUUCCGACAACUUAUAUUAUUUCUGUGAAUAAUAUUGUUAUUGAAGGGUCAGCCCUGGACAAUAUGUUGUUUUGUUUUUCUGCUAUAUACAGGGUGAAAUUUAAUUGAAUUUUCUAGCAAUAUUUUUGGGCUUGUAAUAAAUUAAUUGCUUAUUCGAAUCUUUGUAAUAUUGACUACUCCCCCUCCAAAGAAAAACCUUUUUAUUAAUUGUUAUGAGGAGGUUUUUUUUUGCCUAUUGGUCUGAAAAUUCCCAAUAUUUGCACAUAAAUCGAUUAUCAUCAAUUAGAUAGAAGAUACUAAAAAAACUGUCAAGUUUAUAAAUAUUAUAAAAAAAUAAAUAAAUAAAUGUUAACUUGUAAUUUGAAAUUUGUAAAUAAGUAUAAAUGUUUAUUACAAAAAUA
Molecule: messenger RNA, 3377 nt
Organism: Ceutorhynchus assimilis (cabbage seed weevil)
Lineage: Eukaryota; Metazoa; Arthropoda; Insecta; Coleoptera; Curculionidae
Source: the annotation of a GenBank genome assembly